Messenger RNA from Penicillium bovifimosum, 1467 nucleotides. RefSeq lists its product as uncharacterized. Bases 1 to 1467 code for a protein of 488 amino acids. The transcript has 5 exons. The record is from RefSeq and is a predicted model, not a curated record. Lineage: Eukaryota; Fungi; Ascomycota; Eurotiomycetes; Eurotiales; Aspergillaceae.
AUGGGCCCGUAUGUGCCACCGGGCCAGUCGCCGCCCUUUGAGGUUGUCGAUGAAUUUCACCACGGCGCGUGGGUGAUUAUUACAGCAGCGCUGGGGCUGGUUGUUACGCUUGUGUGCUUGUUGAUUCGGCUCUAUGUGCGGCUUAUGUUGAUUCCGCCGUUUGCGCGGGAUGAUUGGAUUUUGUUAGGGGCGACGGCCAUUGCUGUGCUGCAGUCUAGUCUGAUCUUCUACGCCUGCUCGCGCGGACUCGGCACAUCCAUCUCGCUACUGAAGGAUGGUCGCCUCCAUCAGAUCCAGGCAUUGCUCGCAACAAGCGAUGUCAUCUCUUUGAUAAUCAUCUAUCUCUCCAAAUGCUGCGUCGUGGCUAUCUAUCUCCGCCUUACGCCCCAGAAACCACAUAACCGAGCAUCCUGGGCGACCCUAGCUCUCUGCACGGCCUGGGUGAUCCCAGCAGUCUUCAUCAUCCUGGUCAAUUGCGAACUAAAUACACCGUGGCGGAGUGACGGGGGCCAAUGCCGCAACCUGUACAACCGAUGGCAAUUCAUCGCCGCUGUCGACGUCAUCACAGAACUUCUCCUCUUCCUAUUAGCUAUCGUCCUCUUAAAAGGCCUAUUCAUGUCCCUCCGGCGCAAACUAGCCGUUGGCUUUGCUUUUAUAUUCCGCUUUCCUAUCAUAAUAUUCUCCCUAUUCCACAUCGCAACACUCCGCACAGCCCUAAACAACAAAGACACAACCCUCGCCGCCGUCGAACCCACCGUCUGGAUGCAAGUCGAGGUCCAUUACGCCCUAAUUGCCUGCAGCGUUUUCUGUCUCAGACCCUUCAUGGCUGCCGUUAGCACCAACUACGGUACGGCCGGUGACUCGACACUGGAAAGUAGCAUGUCCAGAUCCCGCGAGACGAAAAAUAGUUCCAAAUCUGGCUCUGUUUCUGGUUCUGGUUCGAAUUCAGCUUCGAGGGCCAUGUCGCAGAGUCGCGUGCAGAGGAAGAGAGCUGGAACCGGGUCACAUCCGCUGUUUUGUCCUGUUGGUGGUGGGGGUUCGACGAAGAAUCCCUCCUCAUCGGGUCCUGUGGGGGCUGAUGCUGGGCAUGCGCCGGGGAAUAAUCAGCACAGCGCUGGGGAUGGUGCCGGGUCGAAUCCUGUGCGCGUGCCGAUGCGUCGGUCGUUGUUCGCGUUCAGUGAACCCCGUAAGAAGAAGAGUUUCUCGAAGCUGGAGAAGGGGAAGAAUAGAGUUAAAGCCGGGUCUAGGGGGUCGUUUCCUGUUGCUUCGGAUUUGAUCGAGCUUGUGCCGAGGACGCAUACUCGGAAUCCGAGUGCUGCGGGUGCGGUUGAGCCGGAGGAAGGGGAGGGUGCGGAUAGGAUGGUUAUCCAUAAGGAGGUGAGGUAUUCGAUUCAAUAUGAAGAUGAGGCGGAGGGGAGCGCGCGAGAAGAGUUGAAGAAUUCUGUUGAUGUUUCUACUUAUGUAUAA